Symphalangus syndactylus (siamang) is the source of this 3630-nucleotide messenger RNA. It is a transcript of the gene IFT25, whose product is annotated as intraflagellar transport 25. Gene Ontology annotation, cellular component: centrosome; intraciliary transport particle B; cilium. The record is from RefSeq and is a predicted model, not a curated record. Gene Ontology annotation, biological process: multicellular organism development; intraciliary transport. NCBI's taxonomy places the organism in Eukaryota, Metazoa, Chordata, Mammalia, Primates, Hylobatidae.
GGCAUUUAUGUAUUCUUUACAUAAUGUGGGGGCGGGUCUCCACAAGUCUGAGGCUUUAGGGCCUUGAACUGAGGAGGAGGGUUUGGGAUGGAGGUGAGAAGGUGGUGCCAGGGCUGGUUUGUCUUGGAAGCCGUGGCCCUGGCCCCGCGGAGACAGAAGCCGUAGGCCGGGGCCGCGUUUUCUAAAGUACACCACGUUCCCAAUGGAUGAUGCUUGAAGAAAGAGCGUGAGGAGUCCAGCUGUAGCGCCAGAACCAAGGGAGCUGGUCAGGGAGAAGGUCCUCUAAGGACUUGACCUGAAGAGGUUUGGGGAAAGAAGGACCACAAAGGGCAUGUGAGCUAGCGAUGAAAGGGUGAACUGGGGACGAAACCAGUGGCCCUACUUUAGAAUACAGGAUAAGGCAUCAGGAAAUUCCAGGGUGAGGGAUUGUAAAAAAUGGAAAGGGUAGCACCCCAGAGUGUACCACCUUUGGUAAACUGCGGCCCUGAGGAAAUUGCCUUGCUCUAAAGGGGUGGGGGAUGAGAAUACCUCCCAAACCUGCACGUUGUUUUGUUUUUUGGAGACAUAAUCGCUCUGUCGCCCACGCUGGAGUGCAGUGGUGCGAUCCCGCCUCACUGAGCCUCCGCUUCCUGGGUUCAGGAGAUUCUCUUGCCUCAGCCUCUGGAGUAGCUGGGAUUACAGGCGCCCGCCACCACACCCAGCUAAUUUUUAUAUUUUUAGUAGAGAUGAGGUUUCACCAUGUUGGUCAGGCUGGUCUUGAACUGCUGACCUCAAGUGAUCCGCCUGCCUAGGUCUCCCAAAUUGCUGGGAUUACAGGUGCCUGCCACCAGGUCCGGCUGAUUUUUUUGUAUUUUUAGUAGAGAGGGUUUCGGGGUUUCACCAUGUUGCCCAGGCUGGUCUUGAACUUGUGAGCUCAAGCUGUUCGCCCACCUCGGCCUUCCAAAGUGUCAGGAUUACAGGCGAGUCACCAGGCCCGGCAUUGUAUGGAUUUCUCUAAGGUUAAACACUUUAAGAUGAGAAAAAUUGAUCUCUGUCUGAGCUCUGAAGGGUCCGAAGUGAUUUUAGCUACAUCAAGUGAUGAAAAACACCCACCUGAAAAUAUCAUUGAUGGGAAUCCAGAAACGUUUUGGACCACCACAGGACUGUUUCCCCAGGAAUUCAUUAUUUGUUUCCACAAAUAUGUAAAGAUUGAAAGGCUUGUAAUCCAAAGUUACUUUGUACAGACCUUGAAGAUUGAAAAGAGCACGUCUAAAGAGCCAGUUGAUUUUGAGCAAUGGAUUGAAAAAGAUUUGGUACACACAGAGGGGCAGCUUCAAAAUGAGGAAAUUGUGCAGAUAACAAGCCCCACUAAUGAAGACUCAUAAGCAGAAAAGACCCAGAAGGGGACUGCCCUGGGUCAGGUUCUCUAGAAGCAGAGCCUCCGACAAGGAUUCUUUGAAGAGUGAUUUAUUGAGGGAGCGCUCUCAGGAGAAACCUCUAAGGAAGUGAGAGAAGCAGGAUCAGGCAGAGGGAAAAAUUAAACAUAUGGCUUCUGCUGAAGUCUAGCCUCAGUCUGAUCCCACAGGGAGCUCUGAAGCAUGAUUGGCACCGGAGAAGUAGACUGCCCCACCUUGCAGCAAGGGAACAGGCUUUGGAGUUUCAAAUCCAUCAGUCAUUGGCUGUGGGCCACACAGGUGAAGGACAUAAUUUCACAGGUAUUUCUGGGUAAGACAGCUCCUGUCAUGAGGGCAAAUUCUCAGGAAAGUGCAUCUGUGAGCCAUUAGCAGCCAACACUCACAGCAGCUGGCUCAUGAGUACCAUGGCUUGGUCAAAGGCAUCUGGGCAGAGCACCAACAACACCUACUAUAGCAGCGGUUCUCAAAGUGUGGUUCCUGAGACAGCAGCAUCAGCCUCACCUGAGAACUUGUUAGUAAUGCAAAUUCCCUAGCUCAACCCCAGAUCUAUUUGAAUUGUAAACUCUGGAGAUGAGAACCAAGAAUCUGCGUUGCAGCAAGCCCUCCAGCUGAUUUUGUUGCAUGCCCAAGUUUGAGAACCAUUGAACUCCACUGGCCUAUGGCUAGCAACUCUCAAACAAAAGGAUUGGAAUUGAACCCAAACCUCUUGCAGUCUCCUGCACAUAGCCCUUUUCCCACCUUUGCCCUUGUAGUUCUCCCCACUUGAAAUGCCCUUCUCCCUUCCCAUCUUCUCCAGGCUCCCAUCUCAAAUUAUGGAAGUACUGGGCGUCUUUGAAGACCAAGCUCAAAUGCCACCAGCUCCAAAAACAUUGUUGGAUUCACCCAGCUCAGAGGAUUGCUGUCUCCUCUGUGCCCUCUGAGCGUUUAGUCUUCACUCUAACAUAUACUUCACCUUGAGUUAUGGUCAUUGGAGUGUAUGUCUGGUCCCCUGUGAGAUUAAGCUGCUGGAGGACAACAGCUCUCCCUCGUCCAUCUUUGCAUAACUCUGCACUCAGAAGAGAAUCAAUGCUCAAUGUUUGAUGCAUUAAGUUGAAGAGAAUCUAAUUGGAAAGCUGGGGGUCUAUUUCUGUCAUUCUGAAAAGCUCCUCAGUUCCAGCUACUAUUAUUUGUUGAAAAUGGGGAGAUUUCUUUGCAUUUAUAGACACGAAUUGGAAGACCAUCAGAGAAGUGAUUCAGAAGAGCCUUGCCUUAUAUCCUGUCUCCUUUUGUGGAACUUAAUACUUAGGAGGGACAGUGAGUGCUCAGCUGUGCUUCAGUCCCAUCAUUCUCACAGCUUAUCAUUUCCAGUAUAGCCUCACAAACUCAUGCCUGUAUUGGUCAUGAGUGGCUUUGGUAGGAUGGAGAAUUUUUACUCAGCAUCCCUAUUGUCUUGUCCUCCUUCCACCUCCAACCCCCAAAAAGAGGGCCCGAGGAAGCAGUUGUGGGACAAUAAUUAUGAUAAUCAUAAUAAUAGCCAACACUUCAUGACAUUCUCUCCAAGUCAGGCACAGUUUUGAGUGCUGUACUCAUGAAUCUAUGGACUAGGCACUAUUGAUACCCUGUUUUAUAGGUCAAGAUACCAAGGCAGCUUGAUCAAAGUCACCCAGCUGGCAGGAACAGAGCUAGGACUCUGGCCUUGAAGUUAAAGAUCCGGUUUGAAUCUUGGCUUGUUACUUACUAGUUCUGAGAAGUUUUGCAAGUUACUUAACUCUCUGAGCCUUGAUUUCCUCAUCUGUAAAAUGGGGAUAAUCAUCUCCUCUUUGAGAUAUAGAGAGAUUAAAUGAGAUAACAUAUCUGAAAGUGACUGUGCCUGCUAGAUGAUUAAUAAUAACUUUUUUUUUUUUACGGAGUCUUGCUCUGUCGCCCAGGCUGGAGUGCAGUGGCACGAUCUUGGCUCACUGCAAGCUCUGCCUCCCGCGUUCACGCCAUUCUCCUGCCUCAGCCUCCUGAGUAGCUGGGACUACAGGCGCCUGCCACCAGGCCUGGCUAAUUUUUUGUAUUUUUUUAGUAGAGACGGGGUUUCACCGUGUUAGCCAGGAUGGUCUCGAUCUCCUGACCUCCUGAUCCGCCUGCCUCGGCCUCCCAAAGUGCUGGGAUUACAGGCAUGAGCCACCGCGCCAAAGUGACAACAUUAAUAAUAUUAACUUUGUAGCAACUAAAGUAUAGCUAAAGAGAAUAUGUUCUCAUGCUAGCAAAA